AUGGAACCCGAACAUGAAGCCUUGCUUUUUCACACGAACGUACGAUGGCUAUCAAAAGGGAACAUGCUUGGACGGCUUUAUGAGCUACGAGAAGAAGUAGCAAUAUUUUUAGAUUCACAGCAGAAGGCAGACUUUCAUGACAAUUUCCAAUCUGAAGGCUUUCAGAUAACUCUUGCUUACCUGGUGGACAUUUUUGAAGCAUUGAAUGCUGUGAACCUUAAACUACAAGGGAAAAGCAUCAACAUCAUCACGCACCAUGACACCAUUCGAGCCUUCAUGGCCAAACUCGACCUCUGGAAAUGUCGGGUUCAGCAGGGAAAUGCAGCCAGUUUUAGGAACUUGGAUACUGCUCUCGCUGACAGUAACCUCGACUCUGACUUAAAGCAACAAAUAGUCACUCAUCUAAGUGACUUGAAAGCAGAAUUCAUCAGAUACUUCCCAGAUAUAUAUGACAAGCGUGAAGCCUGGAAAUUCAUCAGGAACCCAUUUCAAUGUGAAGUAGCUGAUGUUGCUGAUGAAGUCCAAGAAGAGUUCCUAGAAUUGAAGUUCACUCUACAGCUAAGAAACUUCAAAGAUAUGGAUUUGGAGACGUUCUGGGUCAAAUACCUUCCUGUUUACCCUCUGAUCUCACAUCAGUGCUCCUUGGAUUCUAACAAUGUUUGGAUCCACAUAUCUAUGUGA
This is a messenger RNA of Macrobrachium nipponense, 681 nucleotides long. RefSeq names its product zinc finger BED domain-containing protein 5-like. The transcript has a single exon. Lineage: Eukaryota; Metazoa; Arthropoda; Malacostraca; Decapoda; Palaemonidae. The record is from RefSeq and is a predicted model, not a curated record. Bases 1 to 681 code for a protein of 226 amino acids.